This is a messenger RNA of Glycine soja, 1286 nucleotides long. RefSeq lists its product as uncharacterized. Lineage: Eukaryota; Viridiplantae; Streptophyta; Magnoliopsida; Fabales; Fabaceae. The record is from RefSeq and is a predicted model, not a curated record. Gene Ontology annotation, biological process: gravitropism; regulation of growth. The transcript is spliced from 5 exons. The coding region runs from base 103 to 891 and encodes 262 amino acids.
CUCAAUUGUGGGAUCUGAGCACUGUACAUUCUUGACAGUGCAAUCUUGCAAAAAUUUCUAUAUAUUUUACUUAGAGGAUCGCCAAAAGCUGAUUCACCAAAAAUGAAGAUUUUUGAAUGGAUGCAAAACAGGAUCAAUGGGAGCAAUGGAAAAAAGAAACAAAGUGGCUCAAUUUCAACUACUAGUAAUUACAAUAUGAGGCAUGAACCUUGCAAACAAGAGUUCAGUGACUGGCCUCAAGCACUCCUUGCUAUCGGAACAUUUGGGGGAAACAACUUGAAAGAAGAUUCGGGUGGAAGGAGUAACAACACCGCAGAGGAUUCGUCUUCCUUUCAGGAUUGCACACAAGAGAUCACUCUUGAAGAUGUUGGCAAUCUUCAGAAUGAGUUCAGCAUAUUCUUUAAGGGGCCAAAUUUGGCAGGUGAACAAGAAGAACACACCAAUGAUCUUAUCAAAGAAAAUGAGUCUCCUUGUGAUGGCUCCAAUGUUAGCCGUGGUAAUUUCUGUCCAAGCAAUAGUAUAAUAUUCAGCAGGGGAAAAGAUUGUAGUUUGGAUCAUAGCAGUAAGAAAGGUGUUGGGAAGAAAUCACUUUCUUUUCUUCUUAAGAAGAUGCUUGCUUGCAAAAGUGGAUUUCAACCUACCCCUUUGUUCAAAGAUCUACUUUCCACUGAGUCCAGAAUGGAAAAGAUUUUGAGGGCAAUACUUCACAAAAAGAUAUAUCCCCAAGGUUCAUGUUCAACAACACCGUUUGUAAAGAAGUAUCUUGAAGCCACACCAAUUUCUGAUGAUGGGGAGGAUGAUGAUGAUGAAGAGGAGCUUGCUGCUGCUGCAGCAGAAAAUGGAUGUAAAUGGGUCAAGACUGAUUCUGAAUAUAUUGUUCUUGAGAUAUAAUUGGCUUCUUCUCCUGUACAAUUUUGAUUAUACUUGCUCAACUUUGCACAUGGAAGAUAGUAUAGCAUAAACAUCAUGCAAGAUGAAGUAGUGUACCUACUCUUUUGGAUGUAUGAAUCACGCCAAGGAAAAGGUGACAAAACUGGAAGAAGAAUCGGGAAGAAAGUUCUAUACUUAAAAAACUUUGUAGCACAUGAAUGUCAGAGAACAUAAUUCCAGCUUCAUACAGGAGAGAGAUCUUAACUUCUAUAUUUGUAAUAAAGUGUGAUUAAUUCAACAAUAACAAGCUUUUCUUUUUCUUUUUCUUUCAAGCUUUGAAGGUUUACUGUAUUAUGGUGUUAAAGCCUUGUGGACGAUAAAUUAUUACAUGGUCCGACACCACCUUGUAUUUAUAA